UUACUCAGGAUGAAUUGCGAGCUCUUGGCAACGUGUAGUGCUCUUGGCUACUUGGAAGGAGACACCUAUCACAAAGAAGCUGAUUGUGUAGAGAGUGUGAAAGACCUGAUCCGGUAUUUGCGGCAUGAAGAUGACACCCGUGAUGUCCGCCAGCAACUGGGUUCAGGACAGAUUGUACAGAAUGACCUUCUACCUAUCAUCACUCAGCAUGGAGAAGACAAAGUCUUGUUUGAUUGCUGCAUCAGGCUCAUGGUCAAUCUCACUCAGCCUGCCAUGCUUUGCUUUGGUAAAGUCCCUGAUGACCCCGUGUUUAGACAUCACUUUUUGCAAGUGACAUCUCAUUUACAAGACUGUAAAGAGGCAUUUGCCAGUGAGGCUGUGUUUGGUGUUUUAAGUGAGACAUUGUACAACCUUCUACAACUGGACUGGGAGCAGAGACAGGAGGAGGAUAACCUGCUGAUAGAAAGGAUUCUGCUGCUGGUCAGGAAUGUGCUACAUGUACCUGCGGACCCCUGUGAGGAGAAGAAGGUAGAUGAUGAUGCCAGCGUCCAUGACAGGCUGCUGUGGGCCAUUCACAUGAGCGGUUUCGAUGACUUGGUCAAGUUCCUGGCGUCGGCCCAGAGUGAGCAGCAGUGGAGUAUGCAUGUAUUGGAAAUCAUCUCCCUCAUGUUCAGAGACCAGACACCGGAAGCUUUGGUGAGCGCUGGUCAAGCUCGCUCAGCAGAAGAGAAGCAGAGAGACGCUCAGGAGCUUGACGCACUGAGACAGAAGGAGCUUGCAGAGAAACGGUCUCGCAUGUUACACAGAGGAACCAGACACUCCCGCUUCAGAGGAGCCUUUGUUAUUCAAGGCCUUAAGGCAAUUGGGGACAAAGAUGUGAUUUAUCACAGAAAUAUUCAUGAUUUCAAAAACUAUACUCAUGAUGCAGGUAAAGCAGUGAGACGUGUUCCCAAGAGGAAUCGACGGGCACAGGAGUGUAAGGACAAACGCCGCUCUGCCUUAAACGUUCGACUCUUCCUGCGAGAGUUUUGUGUGGACUUCUUGGAAAACUGCUACAAUCGGCUCAUGUACCUUGUCAAGGAAAGUCUGAUUCGAGAGCAGACUCAGCAACACGAUGAGACCUACUACCUCUGGGCACUCAGCUUUUUCAUGGCUUUCAACCGGGGCAACGGUUUCCGUGCUGAUUUAGUGUCUGAGACCAUGUCCAUCCGUGCUUUCCAUUUCAUUGAGCGCAACGUCACCAACUACUAUGAGAUGAUGCUCACUGACCGCAAAGAGGCCACGUCCUGGUCCCGCAGGAUGCACCUGGCACUAAAAGCAUAUCAGGAACUGCUGCUGAAUGUGAACGAGAUGGACCGCUCACAUGAUGAAACCAUCCGUCAGAGCUGCAGUGUUAUUAAAAGUAACAUAUUCUACAUGAUGGAGUACAGGGAGAUUUUCCUGACCUUGCUGAGGAAGUAUGAUGAGACCAGACAGCCUCACUCCUACCUCAAAGACUUGGUGGAGUCAACUCAUCUCUUCUUGCGUAUGUUAGAACGCUUCUGCAAAGGUCGCAAAAAUUUGAUGGUUCAGAAAAAGCGAGUGAAGCGGAAAAAGUCUCGAGGUGGAAAAAAGCCUACUGUAGAGACUAGUCCAGAAGCCCUGGCAGAUACCUGGAAGGUUGUGGAGGAAGAGCUGAAGGCUACAGGGCUUCAGGUGUCAGGGGCUUUAACAGAAAACACUGUGCCAUUUGAUGCCACAUCUGAAACUCCGCUUGAGGAGCAGCGGACUGAAGCUAUGGUGCGGGUGCAGGAUGCCCUGCUGGCACGACUGGGUCCAGAAGCUUUGGCACUGAUGCGUGCUGCCAGGGAGGUGUGGCCAGAGGGAGAUGUGUUUGGUUCAGCUGAUGUGGAACCUGAAGAGGAACUGGAACUCCUCAAGCAGAUACUGCAUGCCAACCUGCCCAGAUCAUCUCUUCCAGAGCCUGUGGUAGAGGAGGAUGAUGAUGCAGGGUUAGAGUUGGAAGAAGAAGAGUUGGAGUCUGUCCAGGUUUCUGAAACAGAGUUCAACUUUCUGGACUUUAUCAAGAAGUUUGCCAACCCCAGUAUUGUGCGUCCAUACCUCCUCCUGUUAAAAUCAUACUCAAAAAACACACCUCACACUAACCACUGCAUUGCUCGCAUGCUGCACCGCUUGGCAGUCGACCUCAAAAUGGACGCCCAGCUUUUCCAGCUGUCAGUAUUCCACCUCUUCAACAAGAUCAUGAAUGACCCUGCUGCAGCUGCUUAUAAGGAACUAGUGACCUUUGCCAAGUAUGUGCUGAACCGUUUCUUUUCACUGGCAGCACAAAACAACAAGGCAUAUGUUGAACUGCUGUUCUGGAAAAAUGUGGGGGCUGUACGUGAGAUGACUGAAGGCUACAGCAAAGACGGACAGGGAAAGAAACCAACAUGGACUGAAGAGGAGGAACUGGAGUUGCGCAAUCUUUAUGAAGAGCACCGACACUCUGAAGUGCCAGACAUUGUGGAGACUCUGCUGCCAUUACUCAGCGAUGCAACCCGCACUCGACGCCAGGUCGUGAUACAGUUGGUGCAUAUGGGACUGGUGGGAAAUGCUAAAGAACUGAAGAAGCAGAAGAAAGGUACACAGAUUGUUCUUUGGACUGAAGACCAGGAGGAGGAGCUGCAGAUGCUUUAUGAGGAGUUCAAAGACUCUGACGAUGUGCUGGGUAAUAUACUGAAGAAGCUUACAGCCAAGCGCUCUCGUGCACGUGUGGUGGAUAAGCUACUCAGUAUGGGGAUGGUGUCUGAGAGACGAGAACUUUAUAAGAAGAGGAGCCGUAAUAAUCAAGCGAAGAGUUCUGGUAGAGGAAUGACUGAAGAAGAUUUCCUAUCUGGACUAACACAAGAAUUUCCAGAUGACCUUGUGGACAGAGAUGAUGACGAGGAUGCGUCUGAGGAGAGUGAGGAAGAGGAGGAGGAAGAAGAAGAAGAGCAAGAGAGAGAAAAAUCAAAAAAAAAUGGAAGACGGAGGAGCCAAAGUGUGCAGUCUCCAGUAGAGAGGAGAGCUGAUGUUGGCGCCAUGGUGUCUAAUCUGCAUCAAGAAGGGAUGUCGGGACCUUUGUUGUGGCUACAGAAUUGCCUGAACAGAACAGCACUUGACCGUGAAGAAGAUGACUUGUCCCAGCCUGUGGCACUCGUCCCUCUGACUGAGGCAAAUGAAGAUGCAAUGGAGAAUAAGAGAUUUCAGAAACUGUUACGCAAACUGGGGAUGCGAGCACCUGCAGAUGAACAGGAGACAUUUUGGAGAAUCCCAGCAAAGAUAAGCCCAUCUCAGCUCCGGAGCACAGCUGCAGCUCUUACUCAGAGAGAGGACGAACCUGAAGGUGUUGAGGAUAUGGAGGGACAGGGGAGUCUUACUGAAGAACCCCGAGAGGAGAAGGAGGAGGUCUCAGGUGAACAGAGAACACAAGCUCUGAGAGCACUGCUGCUCGCCCGCAAGAGGAAACUUCCCACCACAGAAAAUGACGCUCCUGUGUCAGAUGUCACCCCUUCUGAGGGUGUAGACGGUACAGUUGAGAGAUCCCAAAAAAAGACUUCAGCUAAAAGAAGCAGAGUGCUGGACGACGACGAUGAUGAUGAAGAAAAAGAGGAUAAGUCCACCGCUGCCAUGGACCUGGAUAAAAAUGAUGACGCAGAUUCAGACAAGGAGGAUAUUUCUGCACCUGUGAAGCGUAGACGGAAGAUGGUCUUAAUUGAUGAAGAGGAAGAUGAGGAUUAGUCAACUGUCUCUAAUGGACUGUGAAACCCGCAGGCAGGGGAGACAUAAAAGUCCCUAAUUUUGCUCAGAGGUAGGUGCAGCCCUCUGGGGGUCUACAGUCCACACAGCAAAAACUCCAUUAAUGGGAAACCAAACAACCCGUAAACCUCCAUGUAUAUAGAUAGAUCCUGUUAAGCAUCUUUUCCCUUUUGUCAUCUCUUUGGUAAACAAUAGAUCAGUGCAUUUGUUUAGUUGUGA
Molecule: messenger RNA, 3996 nt
Organism: Scomber japonicus (chub mackerel)
Lineage: Eukaryota; Metazoa; Chordata; Actinopteri; Scombriformes; Scombridae
Gene: timeless
Product: timeless circadian clock
Exons: 29
Coding region: 10-3759 (1249 amino acids)
Biological process (GO): DNA replication checkpoint signaling; replication fork arrest; DNA repair
Cellular component (GO): replication fork protection complex
Molecular function (GO): DNA binding
Source: RefSeq, a predicted model, not a curated record